UCACAAAAAUGCAAGACUCACCUCCCAGAGAUGCUGGCAGAAAAUAGCAGCAUGUGUGUGUUUCUGACGAAGGUCUUGGAUCUAAAAGCCUGUAACAGCCCCACAGCUCAGGAAGUGGUGCUGCCACUUUGGCCAGGAAGACACCGGGGCAAAAGCGUCGUGGAGAGGCUGCGGGCCGCCAGCUCGCCGGGGCCCGCACAUCGCUGCCGACCAGGAGCGCUGGUCGUCCGGCAGGCUGGGCUGGCCCUCGGAGCACCCCGGCACCCGCAUGGCACGCCGGUGCAGCCAGGCCUCCCAGCAGCCAGGGGGGUUCCCCAGCUGCACCCUACACCCUGACACACAGGCAAUGGCCCGUGGCCUCCCAGCCUGUCCUCCUGCCGUGGCCGUUCGGAAUCCCCCUCACCUCAUGUGUCCACCGCCUGCAGGGGACCCAGAGCCCCCGCAAGAAGCUCCUGCCCACGGCCUGGGGUGGGGCAUGAGCCCCGGAUCCCGCCCUCCCCUCAGGGGAGGGCCACCCACUCCUGGUUGCCCACUGGCACCCGAUGACAGGAGGGUGAACGACUUACAAAACUGUUACCGUUUCCUGCAUGUGGUUCUGAGCUGGCCGAGGACCCUGCACAUAACCACAUGGGACCACUCAAGGCCUCUGAGAAGGGAUGGCAGCUGCCCAGCAGACAGCCCUGGGCCACCAUGGCCCCCCAGUGAGGCCCAGGGGUCAGCCUUUGCGUGGUCACUCAGGGACGUGUCUCAGGCUCCACUGGGCGUAGAGGACAGGGCAGGCUGGCACAGGCAGGGACAGAUUCCCCAGACCCCACUGUCCGGGAGCCCUCCCGCAUGGCCGGGCCAAGGGCCAUGAAGCCAAGCGAGGUGGCGUCAGUCAGGUUCCCAGACACCCCCACUUCUGGUGGCAAAGCCCCUCCCCAGUGAGGGGCUCGCUGCAGGACCCAGGGGCUUGUUGUUCAUGCAGCUGCUCUGGACCUAUACUGAUCAACCACGACAGUGGCCACAGAUGCAUAUGUGGAAUCAAACAGCAAAUCCGAUCUCACACCUGUGGGUCAGGAUCCGGGCGACCUCCAGAUGGGGCUCAGAGGCCAGAGUCAGGGUGAGGCAGGCCCCCACUGGAGGCUCUGGGGAGAACCCGGCCCAGGUGCUCCCAGGGCCCAGGCCACCGCCUGCUGCCUGUACCCCAGCCUCCCACCUGCGCUUCUGGGAAGGGCCAGUGCAGGCCCGGCCCUGGGUGCGGGAUUGCGCAGCAGGCCCACGCAUGCGGCGGCUGGAGAGGGCCGGCCGGGCGGACUGUGCCGCGGACGGCGCGUCCCCGCUCAGCCCCCGUCGGUGGCUUGUCCCCCCAGGCAGUCCUCAUAGUCAGUGGGAACCUGAGCUUCCUGAACUGGCUGACCAUGGUGCCCAGCCUCGCCUGCUUCGAUGAUGCCACCGUGAGCUUCCUGUUUCCCUCUGGGCCUGGCGGCCUCAAGGACCAGGUCCUGAAGAUGCAGGAGGAGGAAGCCCAGGGGACCCAGCUGAGACACGGCUGCAUGGCACGGCGCGCAGUCCACCUGGCACUGGGUGUCCUGGUCGCCUGGCUCAGCGUCCCCGUGGUGCUCAACCUGCUGAGCCCCCAGCAGGUCAUGAACGUCUCCUUCAACCCCCUCAGGAUCGUCAACACAUACGGGGCCUUCGGGAGCGUCACCAGGGAGCGUGUGGAGGUCAUCCUUCAGGGCACGGCCAGCCCCAACGCCAGCGCACCGGGCACCGUGUGGGAGGACUACGAGUUCAAGUGCAAGCCCGGCGACCCGUGGCGGAGGCCCUGCCUCAUCUCCCCCUACCACCACCGCCUGGACUGGCUCAUGUGGUCUGCGGCUCUCCAGACCUACGAACAUAACGAGUGGGUCAUCCACCUGGCAGGCCGGCUCCUGGCCAACGAUGCCCAGAUUCUGUCCCUGUUGGCCCUCAACCCUUUUGAGGGCAGGGACCCCCCCAGGUGA
Messenger RNA from Manis javanica (Malayan pangolin), 1985 nucleotides. Lineage: Eukaryota; Metazoa; Chordata; Mammalia; Pholidota; Manidae. The record is from RefSeq and is a predicted model, not a curated record.